Molecule: messenger RNA, 2050 nt
Organism: Lotus japonicus
Lineage: Eukaryota; Viridiplantae; Streptophyta; Magnoliopsida; Fabales; Fabaceae
Exons: 11
Coding region: 187-1893 (568 amino acids)
Biological process (GO): nucleobase-containing compound metabolic process
Molecular function (GO): nucleic acid binding; 3'-5' exonuclease activity
Source: RefSeq, a predicted model, not a curated record
GGGCAAUUUUAACCUAUUUGAGUUACUAACAUGCUUCAGUGGAAUAGUAGAAAUGGCAAAUCCAGUAUCAAUUUAGUGUAUCUUCAUUGUUGAUGUUAUCUUCGAUAUUUGUUACUCUUUGAGUGAAGUUUUUGGUGUUGGUAUUGCUGCAUUUGUUUAAAAGCGAGCUUUAGAGUUUUACUGGGGAUGGGUUCGGAGGAGAAUGUAGCGGAGACGUGGAACGAAGAGGACAGUGCUUGCAAAGCGUGGACCUUAUGCAAACAUACUUUUAAUAACUUAGCGCAUGUUUCUCCUGUGGUAUUUCUGUUCCUGGUGAAACAGUGUUACUUUUAUGGCACAUGUAAGGCGGGAGCAAAAUUCCGAGCCCUUCAAGAUCAAAUAUGUCUUGUGCUCCAUAAUGAUCCCAAACCUGGACCAGCAACUUUUAUUGUUCAGUGUCUGUAUGUGUCGCCUUUAUUUGAAGAUAAUAAUAGUCAAGGAUUUACUCAUUUGCUUGUAUCUGCUCUUCGCCACUUCCUGAAAAGGUCAACCACUUCGGAAGACUCUUUGGAAAUGAAUUACUCGGCUGCCCGCCUACUUCUGGAUAUUAUUAGAGGCCAGGUCCAUCAUGAUGAUAAGAUAGUUAUCAAAUUAUUGGAGAUGUUUGAUAUAGAACUAACAAAUAUGGAGAAAGCAAUGUGCCAAAUUGAGGAAAAAGAUGAUUUAAGUUGUGGCAUGGCAAAAGAAUUUGUUGAGCAGUAUAUUUUUAAAUUGGUGGAGUCCAAGUUGUACAUGAGCGCUGUCACUUUAAUAGAGAGUUUAUCUAUCCGCCAUUAUGGUCAAUCUUUUCUCCUUGAUAUGAUUAAAAAUAAUCAAUUUAAACCAGCAGAGAAGUGGGCUACAUUUAUGGGGAAGCCAAUGUUGUCCAUGCUUAUUGAGGAGUUACUGGAGAGGAACAUGCUAAAGAAUGCCUAUGAGAUUAUAAAGGAAAAUAAUCUAAAUCAGGAUUUUCCAGAUGUAUACAAGAAGUGUAAAGAAAGAACACUAAAGAGCUUAGCGGAAAAAGGAUGUUGGGAUGUUGCAGAAGAAAGAACAAACAAUGACAGACAACUUAUGGAAUAUUUGGUUUAUUUGGCAAUGGAAGCUGGUUACAAGGAAAAAGUGGAUGAACUGUGUGAUCGGUACUCCCUACAGAACUUUUGGGAUAUUAAAGUGCCUGAAACAAGUAUUCUGCAAGGACGUUAUUUGCAUCUUGAUGAACUAAUGGUUGAAGACAUCAUCUGGGUUGAUGAAGUUGAAGGUUUGAUAGAUGCAACUUGUCAUAUUGAGGGUGUUAAAAUUGUAGGUGUUGAUUGUGAAUGGAAACCAAAUUAUGUAAAAGGCAGCAAGCCAAACAAGGUUUCUAUCAUGCAAAUUGCCACAGAAAAGAUGGCUUUCAUAUUUGAUCUGAUAAAGUUACACAGAGAGGUGCCUGACAGUUUAGACGACUGUCUGACUCGCAUAUUGCUGUCAUCCAGAAUACUAAAACUUGGGUAUAAUUUCCAAUGUGAUAUAAAGCAACUUGCUUCCUCAUAUGGAGAGUUGAAAUGCUUCAAGAACUAUGAAAUGUUGCUUGACAUUCAGAAUGUUUUUAAAGAACCUCGGGGUGGGUUGGCUGGGCUUACAGAGAAAAUUCUGGGUGCUCGUUUAAACAAGACAAGACGAAACAGCAACUGGGAGCAACGACCUUUAACUGAAAAUCAACUAGAAUAUGCUGCCCUGGAUGCUGUUGUACUGAUUCACAUUUUCCGCCAUCUUCCGGAUCAAGGACAUGAUAAAUUUGGGUGGAAGUCUUGCAUCAUGUCUCACUCGGAAAACACCAAGAAAUCCAACAAAAAAAAACAUGUUGCCAACAGUCAAAUAGACCGUGAUUGAGACCACCCCAGCAUUGAUCCUCAACUGAAAUGUAAAUAGUAAGUUUCAAAUAGGAAAAAAUAACAUUUUUUCAAAUGUAACUAUUUUGUCUCCAUUAGUUUCAUUGAAUAUUUAUCUUGUCGGUUUUUUUUUUUAAAUGGCAGUUUAAUACUGGUAA